UCACCACUUUCUUUCACAACGUAUUGCUAUUCUUAAAAAAUAAAAAAUAUGGGUUUAAAAGGUAAGUUGAUAGCUUCAAUGGAGAUGAAGUGUGGAGAAGGCUCGUUUUUCGAUAUUUUUCACAUCAAUACUAAUCAGGUACCCAAUAUAAGUCCUAAAAAUAUCGUCCAUUUUGGAAUUCACGAAGGUGAAAGCGUUAAGACUGGUUCGAUUGUUAGUUGGAAAUACAAUGAAGCUGGACAAGAAAUGUAUAUGAAGCACCUAAUCGAAGCGGCCGAUCCUCAGCAGAAAUUAAUCAAAUGGAAAGUUAUCGAAGGAGAUUUAUUAAAGUUGUAUAAAUACUGUAAUUUUACAACAUCUUGUGAUGGCCAGUGGACUACUUGGACAAUUGACUACGAAAAGAAAACUGAAGAUACCCCAGAACCCCUCCUUCACUUGGGUGUUAUCCUUGCCAUGACCAAGGAUAUAGAAAGUCACCUUCUCAAGAAAUAAUGUGUGUGUGUGUGUGAUGAAUAAUUUGCUAGUUCUAGCUAGCAUGUGGAAUAAUAAAUAAUAUAAUGUAUAUGUGACUAUGUACAUACACAUUAUGUGAUGUGUUGGUGUGAUGAAUAUUUGGCUAGUUCUAGCCAGCAUGUGGAAUAAGUGAUGUUUUUGAUGAAUA
Messenger RNA from Solanum pennellii, 661 nucleotides. RefSeq names its product kirola-like. NCBI's taxonomy places the organism in Eukaryota, Viridiplantae, Streptophyta, Magnoliopsida, Solanales, Solanaceae. The transcript has 2 exons. The record is from RefSeq and is a predicted model, not a curated record. Gene Ontology annotation, biological process: defense response. The coding region runs from base 49 to 492 and encodes 147 amino acids.